AGCAGAGGGGGGAUCACCCUCUGUCCUUUCAAGCGACUUUUGUCCAAUAAGCAGCGGGGUCUCGGGCUCCUCUGGGCGGCGCUGCGCUCCAGGAAGAGCCGCUCACCACCAAUCAGGAGCCGGAGGACUGAAGCAGCGUCACCGUGUCACAGCUGCUCCCACAGUUUAAGAGCAGAGAGUCGCUCGUGUCUGCUUCACUUUUUCUCCUGUUGAAAGCAACAAGCAGAAACAUGGCAAGAACCAAGCAAACCGCCCGUAAAUCUACCGGAGGUAAAGCUCCCAGGAAGCAGCUGGCCACCAAGGCUGCGCGUAAGAGCGCGCCUGCCACCGGCGGCGUGAAGAAGCCUCACCGUUACAGGCCCGGUACCGUGGCUCUGCGAGAGAUCCGUCGUUACCAGAAAUCCACGGAGCUGCUGAUCCGCAAGCUGCCCUUCCAGCGCCUGGUGAGAGAGAUCGCUCAGGACUUCAAGACCGACCUGCGCUUCCAGAGCUCCGCGGUCAUGGCUCUGCAGGAGUCCAGCGAGGCUUACCUGGUCGGCCUGUUCGAGGACACCAACCUGUGCGCCAUCCACGCCAAGAGAGUCACCAUCAUGCCCAAGGACAUCCAGCUGGCCCGCCGCAUCCGUGGAGAGAGAGCUGGAAUCACCAAGCCCGCCAUCCGCCGUCUGGCUCGCCGUGGCGGAGUGAAGCGUAUCUCUGGUCUGAUCUACGAGGAGACUCGUGGGGUGUUGAAGGUUUUCCUGGAGAACGUGAUCCGUGAUGCUGUCACCUACACCGAGCACGCAAAGAGGAAGACUGUGACCGCCAUGGACGUGGUUUAUGCUCUGAAGAGACAGGGAAGAACUCUGAUGCCUGAACCCGCCAAGUCCGCGCCCAAGAAGGGUUCCAAGAAAGCCGUGACUAAGACCGCCGGCAAAGGAGGCAAGAAGAGGAGAAAGAGCAGGAAGGAGAGCUACGCCAUCUACGUGUACAAGGUGCUCAAGCAGGUCCACCCCGACACUGGCAUCUCGUCCAAGGCCAUGGGCAUCAUGAACUCCUUCGUCAACGACAUCUUCGAGCGCAUCGCCGGUGAGGCGUCUCGCCUGGCUCACUACAACAAGCGCUCCACCAUCACCUCCAGGGAGAUUCAGACCGCCGUGCGUCUCCUGCUGCCCGGUGAGCUGGCCAAGCACGCCGUGUCCGAGGGAACCAAGGCCGUCACCAAGUACACCAGCUCCAACGGCCUUCUCGGUCUUCUUGGGCAGAAGAACAGCCUGGAUGUUGGGCAGCACGCCGCCCUGAGCGAUGGUCACUCCGCCCAGGAGUUUAUUGAGCUCCUCGUCGUUGCGGACGGCCAGCUGCAGGUGGCGGGGGAUGAUACGGGUCUUCUUGUUGUCGCGGGCGGCGUUUCCAGCCAGCUCCAGGAUCUCAGCGGUCAGGUACUCGAGCACAGCGGCCAAGUAGACGGGGGCGCCGGCACCCACACGAUGAGCGUAGUUGCCUUUGCGCAGCAGUCUGUGAACACGACCGACCGGGAACUGGACAGCGUCACCGUGUCACAGCUGCUCCCACAGUUUAAGAGCAGAGAGUCGCUCGUGUCUGCUUCACUUUUUCUCCUGUUGAAAGCAACAAGCAGAAACAUGGCAAGAACCAAGCAAACCGCCCGUAAAUCUACCGGAGGUAAAGCUCCCAGGAAGCAGCUGGCCACCAAGGCUGCGCGUAAGAGCGCGCCUGCCACCGGCGGCGUGAAGAAGCCUCACCGUUACAGGCCCGGUACCGUGGCUCUGCGAGAGAUCCGUCGCUACCAGAAAUCCACGGAGCUGCUGAUCCGCAAGCUGCCCUUCCAGCGCCUGGUGAGAGAGAUCGCUCAGGACUUCAAGACCGACCUGCGCUUCCAGAGCUCCGCGGUCAUGGCUCUGCAGGAGUCCAGCGAGGCUUACCUGGUCGGCCUGUUCGAGGACACCAACCUGUGCGCCAUCCACGCCAAGAGAGUCACCAUCAUGCCCAAGGACAUCCAGCUGGCCCGCCGCAUCCGUGGAGAGAGAGCUUAA
Molecule: messenger RNA, 2030 nt
Organism: Solea senegalensis (Senegalese sole)
Lineage: Eukaryota; Metazoa; Chordata; Actinopteri; Pleuronectiformes; Soleidae
Exons: 5
Coding region: 231-2030 (599 amino acids)
Cellular component (GO): nucleosome
Molecular function (GO): DNA binding; protein heterodimerization activity; structural constituent of chromatin
Source: RefSeq, a predicted model, not a curated record